Messenger RNA from Macaca mulatta (Rhesus monkey), 1131 nucleotides. RefSeq names its product GTPase, IMAP family member 2 (gene GIMAP2). Gene Ontology annotation, molecular function: GTP binding. Lineage: Eukaryota; Metazoa; Chordata; Mammalia; Primates; Cercopithecidae. The record is from RefSeq and is marked provisional. Gene Ontology annotation, cellular component: endoplasmic reticulum.
ACUUUCUUUUUCUCUUGGAGCUGAGCUACAAGAUAACAGGACUGAACAGGGAGCCAACUGUUUCUUUGGACAGUAAAUCAGGAACACCAAUGGACCAAAAUGAACACAAUCACUGGGGAUCACAUGCAAAGGGCCAAUGUGCCAGCAGAUCUGAGCUGAGAAUCAUCCUUGUGGGCAAAACAGGAACCGGCAAAAGUGCUGCAGGGAACAGCAUCCUCAGGAAGCAAGCAUUUGAAUCGAAGCUGAGUUCCCAGACCUUGACUAAGACUUGCAGCAAAAGUCAGGGAAGCUGGGGAGAUAGAGAGAUUGUCAUUAUUGACACACCAGAUAUGUUUUCUUGGAAGGACCACUGUGAAGCUCUGUACAAAGAGGUGCAGAGGUGCUACUUGCUCUCUGCACCAGGACCCCAUGUGCUGCUCCUGGUGACUCAGCUGGGCCGCUACACCUCACAGGACCAGGAGGCUGCACAGAGGGUGAAGGAGAUCUUUGGAGAGGAUGCCAUGAGACACACAAUUGUCCUCUUUACCCACAAGGAAGACCUCAGUGGUGGCUCCCUGAUGGAUUACAUGCGCAACUCUGAUAACAAAGCCCUAAGCAAGCUGGUGGCAGCAUGUGGUGGGCGAAUCUGUGCCUUUAAUAACCGUGCUGAAGGGAGAAAUCAGGAUGACCAAGUGAAGGAGCUAAUGGACUUGAUUGAGGAUCUGUUGAUGGAGAAAAAUGGUGAUCACUAUACCAAUGGGCUGUACAGCCUAAUACAGAGGUCUAAAUGUGGAUCUGUGGGAUCAGAUCAAAAAUUAAAGGAAUUCAAAGAGAGCCUUAUAAAGUACAUGGAAACUCAGAGAAGUUACACAGCCUUGGCUGAAGCAAAUUGCCUGAAAAGAGCCUUAAUCAAAACACAACUGUGUGUUUUAUUUUGUAUUCAGUUGUGUCUCAGAUUGCUAAUUCUGUUGCUUUGCAUAUUGCACAGCAUGUGCACUUUGUUUUGUUGCUUACUCUUUAGUAUGUGCAAUUUACUCUGCAGCUUGCUGUUUAUUAUACCCAAAAAGUUAAUGAUAGUUUCGAGAACAGUUAUUAGACUAGAACGCAGGACUCCUAGGUUAUUUACUCACUAGUGGGUGAAUUUUUUAUUAU